Molecule: messenger RNA, 534 nt
Organism: Sordaria macrospora k-hell
Lineage: Eukaryota; Fungi; Ascomycota; Sordariomycetes; Sordariales; Sordariaceae
Biological process (GO): intracellular sterol transport
Molecular function (GO): sterol binding
Source: RefSeq, a predicted model, not a curated record
AUGAGGCUUUCCGCAGCUGUCAUCGCUCUCCUUUCCACGAGCGCCACCGCUCUCAGCGUUUUCCGCGAGAACAGCGUUUCCGCCAACGAUGAGCUCGACGUUCCCGGCAAGUCGCCCUUGAAGUUCUGCGAUGCCGCGGCCGAUCGCAAAGACGACAUCAUCACCAUCGAGGAGGUCGUCCUGACACCAAACCCACCUGAGGCCGGUCAGACCCUGACCAUCGAAGCGUCCGGUAUCGUCAAGGAGGCCAUCGAGGAGGGCGCGUACGUCAACUUGUCAGUCAAGUACGGCUACAUCCGCCUGAUCAGCACCACUGCCGACCUGUGCAAGGAGAUGAAGAACGUGGAGCUUGAAUGCCCCAUUGAGAAGGGCAGAAUCUCGAUUACCAAGAACGUUGAACUGCCCAAGGAGAUCCCACCUGGCAAGUACACUGUUGAUGCCGAUGUCUACACCAAGGAAGACAAGCACAUCACCUGCUUGACCGCCCAGGUUACCUUUGGCCGCAAGACUCUUGGCUUCUUUGACGAUCUCUGA